This is a messenger RNA of Dothidotthia symphoricarpi CBS 119687, 2752 nucleotides long. RefSeq names its product SPRY-domain-containing protein. The transcript has 5 exons. Lineage: Eukaryota; Fungi; Ascomycota; Dothideomycetes; Pleosporales; Dothidotthiaceae. Bases 289 to 2283 code for a protein of 664 amino acids. Gene Ontology annotation, biological process: cell surface receptor signaling pathway; cytoskeleton organization. Gene Ontology annotation, molecular function: protein binding. Gene Ontology annotation, cellular component: cytoplasm. The record is from RefSeq and is a predicted model, not a curated record.
CGUGCGUGCUACCUACGACCUAGACCGUCCAGGACGUCCAGCACUCCAGCUCUCCACAUUGUCCCAUAAUCGUGCCAGAAUGAUGAAUGUCCGUCGUUGAUCCCCAGUCCUGCCACGUGCGCCUGCCAACUCGGCGAGUUUGGUUCCCGGUGUCAGUACUUGGGGCGCCUGCUCAACCACGGUUGCCAGCUCGAACGGUUCUAGUACUACGCCAACGGGCUCCAACACUGCCGUUGCUUCAGACGCCGCCCUGGCCCAGGCUUCAUCGCUGCACCCCGCUCGCUUGCUAUGUACAGACGAGAGUCGUGGGCGCGUGUUGCGGCCGGCAACGCGAACAGCAGCCAGUCCAACAACCCCACACCCACCCGCUCCGGCGUCUUCUCGCAGCUCGCCGGCAACGCGACGCCGCACGCUGUAGGUCACUCCCGCCACUCGCGCUCCAUCGACGCCGACGGGCACGGCAACAGCAUGUCUACCAGCUUUGGAAGGAACGGGCAGCUGGCCUCGUACUCGAGCCAGACGGGCUACUGGCAUGGCCUGGGCGGCGGCGCCCAAGACGUCCCCCCGUUCUUCGUGCCCUCGUACCUGCGCGGGUCCAAGCACGCCGAGAAGCUGCACGAGGCGCACAAGGCGAAGCUGGCGGCGCAGCGCGAGUACCGCUCGACGCACUCGUCCAACACGGGCUCGCUGUCGACGAGCGCGAGCAGCGUCAACCUGCACAAGAUGGCGCCCUCGCACCGGGGCUUGACGCAUGAGAUCAUAGAACGGGCGCCCGUCUUUGUGGACGAGCCCGUGGCGCCGUGGCCGACGAGGUGGAACGACGGGGACAAGUUCGCCCAGAUGGAACUCGACGACGGCGGCCGACAGGCCAAGUUCUCGGGCGCCCAGAAGUCGCACGACGAGGCGGCGGCGGUGCGCGCAGACUUUCCCAUGCCGCGGCAGUGUGGCAUAUAUUACUACGAGGUGACGGUCAUGUCGAAGGGCAAGGACGGACGAAUGAUUGGCGUCGGUUUCGCAGGACCCAAAGUUGCCUUGAGCCGCAUACCAGGCUGGGAGCCGGAUUCAUACGCAUACCACGGCGAUGACGGGCAGAUCUUCAGCAACACAACGUCGGGCAAGACGUACGGGGAGAAGUUUGGCACGCUCGACGUCAUAGGUUGUGGAAUCAACUUCAGGAACAACACUGCCUUUUUCACCAAAAAUGGCCGACAUCUGGGCACCGCCUUCCGAGACCUGAAGCCAAACACGCCAUACUAUCCGACUGUCGGUAUGAAGAAACCCGGCGAGACGCUCAAGGCCAACUUCGGCCAAGAACCCUUCCAUUUCGACAUAGACAGGAUGGUCAACAGCGAGAAGGCAGCCAUAAAGGCGGAGAUUGCCCUCUCGAAACCCGCCCCGAAUGCUCAAAUACCCGCAGACGAAUCUCAGUUCAUUCACCAGUUGGUGAGCCAGUAUCUGGCGCAUGACGGAUACGUUGACACAGCACGAGCUUUCGCAGAAGAGAUUACGGAUGAGGCAAGAGCACUUGCAAAUGAUGAAAGCAACAGCAUGCCCUACCCAGAAGCAGUGGAGGAUCUGGAUGCGCUCAAUCGGCAAAAAAUACGCUCAGCAAUUCUUCAAGGUGACAUUGACAAAGCGCUUAAGCAUACCUCUGCAUACUAUCCUUCAGUCCUUCGUGACAAUGAGAACAUCUACUUCAAGCUUCGCUGCCGGAAGUUCAUCGAGAUGAUACGGCGAUCGAAUGAGCUGAGAGAACAGAGUCACUCAGUGCCCACACCACUAUCGAAACGCUCGGCUGCCUCGAACCCCAUCAACCGAAACUCCGCAAUCGACGACUAUGAUUUUGAAAUGGAAUUGGAUGACCAGUUGAACCCUAGUUGGGACAAUCAAGAUCAGAACGACGAUAUGGACGAUGAAGAUGAUAUGGAGGACAUGCAAGCAAAAGUACAGCAACAAGAGAACGAGACUUUGACGUACGGCCAAGAGCUUCAAGCCGAGUUUGCCAACGAUCCGAGACGAGAAGUCCAAAGAGCACUUCGAGAUACGUUCGCGCUUAUAGCGUACGAGAACGUCAAGCAGAGCACUUUGGCGCCGCUGUUGGAUGUUGCUGGCCGUGUACCGGUCGCGGAGGAGUUGAACAGCGCCAUACUAGUAAGUCUCGGCAAAUCUUCUUCCGCAGCCCUGGAACGCCUCGUCCAGCAAACAGAAGCCCUCGUCGCCGAGCUCGCCACCGACGGUGGACCUGGCGCCUUCAUAAACGUGCGAAGGGAUUUUCUACAGUAGAACCUUGAGAACUCCCCAAAUAUCUUGUUACAUCACAUUCCACGCAAUAUUAUCCUGGAUAUCAAGAUCCAGCAUGGCACCGAGGUCGCGUCGAAUACGUGGGCAUUGAUGUGUUUCUACUGGGCUACGGGACCCGAGGUUUAGCAUGAUCUCGGUCUGCAAUACAAGGAUCCGCUAGAGGCUGCGCGGAGAUUCAAGAUGGCGAGAGACGAGGGUUCGACGGAUGAGUGGUUUGUGCAGGUGGUGUUUGGAUUACAGAGGUUUGCGGCUGGGCGGUAAAUUCUACUCUAUCAUUGAGAGCAUGGGGUGUUAGGGACGGAUUGGGAAUUCGAUUGGGCUACGGCAUUAUUGUCUCCUCGGAUGGAGGUACUUGGGUUGAGGGGUUGGGUUGAGAGACGCGUGGUGUAUAUUUGAUUGCGUGUAUCAGGGUAGGAUGGAGAAUCACAUUCAUAUUUCAUCGAGAGGCCUG